Molecule: messenger RNA, 2417 nt
Organism: Armigeres subalbatus
Lineage: Eukaryota; Metazoa; Arthropoda; Insecta; Diptera; Culicidae
Exons: 3
Coding region: 50-1114 (354 amino acids)
Cellular component (GO): nucleus
Molecular function (GO): DNA binding
Source: RefSeq, a predicted model, not a curated record
UAGCAAUAAAAUUAUUUGUGUCGUUAGAUAGUUGCUCUCUUCCCCCAAAAUGGACAUGGAUAAUACGGAAACACUUACUGAAAAGCAAGUUGCUAAAAAUCGAAGCAAACAAAAACAGUAUCCGGAAUCUAACCUCAAUCAUGCAGUAGCCGCUGUGAAGUCAAAGAUGAUGACGUUGGGAAAAGCUGCUAGUCACUACGGCAUACCGAAAGGAACGCUUCAUUUUCGGCUAAGCUCCAAGUGGUCAGGAAAAAUUCCCCGUGGACCUAAACCAGUGCUUUCCCAGCACGAUGAGAACAAACUUGCGCAAUGGAUUAAGGAGAUGGAAAAACGAGGAUUCCCUUGCACGAAGGACGCUCUGUUUUCGAGAGUGAAGACGUUUUUGGACUCGACGAACCGGGACACAAUUUUUAAGGAUAACACUCCCGGUUAUAAGUGGUUGGAACUAUUCUUAAAACGUCGAGGAGUGAUCGAUGCAUUGUCUAUCCGGAAGCCCGAAAACAUAAGUCAUGCGGCUGCAACUGUCUGUGAAUCCGAUAUCAGGAAGUGGUUUCAAUUAAUUGGAGACUACGUCGCAAAGGAAAAUCUGUCAGAUAUCCUGAAAGACCCGCGGCGAAUUCUGAAUGGAGACGAAACGAUGUUCCUAUUCGAUCCAGAGACGAAGUCAGUUAUUGCAACGAAAGGAAAUCGAAAUGUGUACCUCGUUCAGAAAGCAGACCCAAAGAAGAAUAUUACGGUUUUGUUCACCUUUGAUGCUGAUGGGUAUAUGUUCCCGCCGGAUAUCAUCCUGCCGUACAAGCGUCUAUCGAAACAUAUUCUGAUGAGCAUGCAAUCCGAUUGGGGUGUUGGCAAAUCUGAGCGCGGCUGGAUGGACAGAGAAAAUUUCCAGGCUUACAUUCAGAACAUUCUGUAUCCAUCGUUAGUGCGCCGCAAUGUUCCGUUUCCGGUUAUCUUCUUUGUAGACGGCCACUCUUCCCACACUGGCAUUGAAGCAGCAGAGGCUUGUGCUACUUUGGGAAUAAUUUUAAUCGCAUUAUACCCGAAUGCAACGCACAUAAUGCAACCCUGUGAUGUUUCAAUAUUCAAGCCCCUUAAAACCAGUGGACUAAGGUAAUCGACCAAUGGAAGAUGGAGAACGAUGGAAACACCUUCACGAUUGACCAUUUUGGAGGUGCCCUAGAUACUGCUAUCCGAACCGGAACUUUUCCCUUUGAUGUGGAUGCCAUUGAUUACAGUAGAUGUUUGGCGAGAUCAUCGGAAAUAGAAGCUGUGCCGAAUGUUCCAGUAGUGCCUGUGGGUUCGUUAACCGGGUCCAGCUUACGAGAUCCACCAACUUUGACAGUAAUUACAUACUCCACAGAAAACUCCAAUGAGUCCUCGGCGGAAAGUCUCUUAGUAGCUUCAGGAUUUUUGGCAACACCUCCAUCUCCGAAAAUAACGCUUUGGUCAUCUACACCGGAUUCUGAUUUUGAACCAAGCCUGUCUCCGUUACCACGCCAGCUGUCGCCAAUUCCGAACACACCGCAAAUGGUAGGUACUUCCCCAAUGCUACUGCACACCUCGUCAUAUGCUGAAGAUCCUAUCAAUUCGGAAACUGCACUAAUGGAAAACGUCAAUACAAAAUCGGCAAUAAGUCAAACAUCAAUCGGAACCCAAUUUUCAAGAGCUGAAGGUGGGUCACGAAUUACUGACCAUGGUCCUCGUCGCAUUAGUAUUUCUAAUUUCCUACAACUCCCACCAACUCCGAAACGGAAGCAAAUAAAACGUAACUACAAACAAAAACGCCAUUUCAUCCUAACUGCUGCAGAGCGCAUUCAAGAGCUUGAACAGAAGGAGCAAGAAAAAGAAAACGCUGCGAUUCGUCGUCAGGAAGCCGUCGAACAACGGGCAUCGAAAAAAGCGGACGUCGAAAGGAAGAAACAAGAGCGGAAAAUUUUGCUUGAGCAGCGACGAGCUUUGAAGAAAGUUGAAAAUGAGAAAAAGAAAGAACUGAAGGAUAAAAUGAAAAAUCUAAAAUUGAAAAACAAACGAAAUAUGGAUAAAGUGGAGGCAUCUGAAGAAAAAGGAAAAAUGUCCAAGCGGAUCCGCAAUUGAUCGGUAUCACAUGAAGAACUACUUUAAGCAUUUAUUAAUCAUUAUUUUUUGGAAAUCGGCUAUUUAAAAUACCUAAACACAAAAGUUGAAAUGUAUGGAUUCUAUACAAUGAAUUUGAAAUAAAAUGAAUGACAUUCUAUGGAUUAAUCAUUUUUGUUUUAAAUUGUUGGUUACCAUAAUAGUUUGUUCGUUUUAUUGGUUUUGAUUUUCGAAUUCAAUUUUCAUCGUGUAAAACAAUGUAAAACAUUUUCCUAUAGAUAUUUCCCGUCUUGAAUAACAAACUUAUUAUUUAACGUCUUGAGCAGCAAACAACAACCGUUCAA